This is a messenger RNA of Phlebotomus papatasi, 1049 nucleotides long. RefSeq names its product brachyurin-like. The record is from RefSeq and is a predicted model, not a curated record. Gene Ontology annotation, biological process: proteolysis. Lineage: Eukaryota; Metazoa; Arthropoda; Insecta; Diptera; Psychodidae. The coding region runs from base 50 to 853 and encodes 267 amino acids. The transcript has 3 exons. Gene Ontology annotation, molecular function: serine-type endopeptidase activity.
AAAGUUGCUUUUGAAGAGAAAACUUCAACAGAAAAAUAAAUCAAUUGAAAUGAUGUUUAAGAAAAUAGGAAAAAUAUCUCUUCUCUGUUUAUUCUUCCUCUUGGCCAUUGAGGCUAGAACAACAUACAAGUAUGCAGAUCUUCCUGAAGAAUUUAUAAUUGGAGGACAUCCUCCGAAUAUUGAUUUGGAACAUGUAGCCCUGAUUGUUAGUCUCCUAGACACCCCUACGGAGUAUGGAUGGCUCUUUACGGGAACCCUUAUUACCCCUCAGCACAUUCUAACUGUAGCACAAGCGACUACAGGUUUCUAUCGCUGGAAAGUUGGUCUUGGCAAUAUAAAUCGUCUCAUGAUGACUUUUUAUACUGCAGCCAGUGCUACAAUCCAUCCAAAUUUCAAUCCUGUCAAUUUAAAUAACAAUCUAGCCAUACUUCUACUUACCCAAUCUAUCCCAGAAGCUAUAGCAACUCCCGUCCAGCUACCACCUGAUAACCUAGCUCCAGCCUCAGCAUAUCUUUACUAUGGCUUUGGCACAACAGAUCCCACUUCUGCAGACAAUCUACCCAAUGUCCUGCAGCAGGCAGUGGCUGUGGAAUUGCCAUUAAAUGAAUGUCGACAGGUCUACGGAAAUCAAUUGAUCACAGAUGCCACCUGGUGCAGUCGACCAGCCAUCAAUGACGGUCUUUGCUAUGGAGAUCAAGGUGGUCCCCUAGUUCAUUUCCUAGACCACUAUCUUGUUGCGAUAGCUAGCUUUUGGAUGCCUCCUUGUAACAGUAAUCAUCCCAAUGUCUUUGUACGCAUCUCACACUAUCGCCAGUGGAUCAAUGAAACCGUGGGCUGGCCAAUAGAGGUAUAAAUAUUUAAGCAUUCUGAGAACAAAGCAUUGAAAAAAAAAUCUAGUCGAAAAAAGGCUUUUAGACGAGUUCUUGUAUUUUAAGAGAACUCUAACAAAAUUUUAUUUUGGACCUUAUCCAUUUGGAAAUUGCUUAAGUGAAACGUGAAAUGUACCAUCUUUUGUAAAUUGUGUAAAUAAACUUGUUUUUUAGACCAAA